Oryza sativa Japonica Group (Japanese rice) is the source of this 2347-nucleotide messenger RNA. NCBI's taxonomy places the organism in Eukaryota, Viridiplantae, Streptophyta, Magnoliopsida, Poales, Poaceae. The record is from RefSeq and is a predicted model, not a curated record.
UCUUGAGCAAUAUUUUUAUGGAAGUCACAGGCAUUCAUAUGCAUCAUCACUCUGGAUCCAGCAUUGGCCGCCUCUGGCUCUGGAGUGAUGGAGACGUGCAUUUCCUAUUGCUUGAGUGCUCAGCUGCAACAUCAAUCUUCUGUCAGUUUGUGAAGAACCCUACUGAAGGUGGGUAAUUUUGAUGCGGAAGAUAGUGCGACUUCUGAGCUGCACCGCCUGCACAGAUCUUAGUGGAACUGUUGCUGUUCACUGGAAUCUGUGUAGGCAUAAAAGGCUGUACUUUUCUGUAUUGCUCCGUUCAAAAUUAAAAUGUCAGGAACAUCGAGUAUUUCAGAGCUUGUGGUUCGUUAGAAUCUUGCUUUGUUGCCGCCUAACUGCCAUUCCAUGGAAGAGUCGGGAGUCAAACAGAAGCCGAACAGCCCAACAUCGUGCAAACUUGUCGCUGGAGACGCUAACUACAUGCAUGGCUUUUCUCUUCAGUGUAUCAAACGAUGGACGCCGCCCCUCUGCGUCCCCGCUUGUGCGUACCAUCGUCCAAGGCUCGGUGGCUAGCUCACACUGCCAGCAUGAGCUUCCCUCUCCUCACACGAAGCGCCUUGCUAACUGAACCGCUUCGCCGAGCCGGGAUAGAUAGCCGGCGUUUUCGGGCAUCUCCUCCCCUGCCUCCUCCAUCGAUCUCCUUCGUAUACGCAAUCGGUGUCUCGAUCCAUAUUCCAUUUCAGUAGGCAGCUAAGCUUGAAACGUCCACUGCAAUGAUGGCACUGACGGAGCGGCAGCCGCAGUCGGAGAAGAAGGCGGCGAGGGCGAGGCCGAUGUCGGCGAAGGCCGUCGUCGUGCUCUGCGCCACGAGCUUCUUCGUCGGCCUGCUGCUCAGCGGCCGGAUGACGCUUCUGAUGCCACCGCCGUCGGGCAGCGUCGGCGCGGCCUCCUCCGGCCAUGGCUCCAGGCUCUCCCUCUUCUCCGACGACUGCGAGCACCGGCAUAAACUGGACGAGGGCAACCCGAACGACAUCAUGAACGAGGUGUCAAGAACUCACCAAGCAAUCCAGUCGUUGGACAAGUCGGUGUCGUCGCUGGAGAUGGAGCUGGCGGUGGAGCGCGCGAAGCAGAACGGCGGGCUGGGCGCGGCGGUGCCGUCGAAGCGGGGGCGGCGGCCGCCCAGGGCGUUCGUGGUGAUCGGCAUCAACACGGCGUUCAGCAGCAAGAAGCGGCGCGACUCGCUCCGGGACACGUGGGUGCCGAGGGGCGAGAGGCUGCGGCGGCUGGAGGAGAAGGGGGUGGUGGUGCGGUUCGUGAUCGGGCACAGCGCCACCCCGGGCGGCGCCCUAGACCGCGCCAUCGACGUGGAGGACGCCGAGACGCGGGACUUCAUGCGGCUCGACCACGUCGAGGGCUACCACGAGCUCUCCUCCAAGACCCGCACCUACUUCACCGCCGCCGUCGCCACCUGGGACGCCGACUUCUACGUCAAGGUCGACGACGACGUCCACGUCAACCUAGGGAUGCUGACGAGCAGGCUGGCGAGGUACAGGACGAGGCCGAGGGUGUACGUGGGCUGCAUGAAGUCCGGCCCGGUUCUGUCACAGAAGGGCGUGAAGUACCACGAGCCGGAGUACUGGAAGUUCGGGGACGAGGGGAACCGGUACUUCCGGCAUGCCACCGGCCAGAUCUACGCCAUCUCCAAGGACCUCGCCUCCUACAUCUCCAUCAACCAGCCGAUACUGCACCGGUUCGCGAACGAGGACGUGUCGCUGGGGGCGUGGCUGAUAGGGCUGGAGGUGGAGCACGUGGACGACCGGAGCCUGUGCUGCGCGACGCCGCCGGACUGCGAGUGGAAGAAGCAGGCGGGGAACGUGUGCGCGGCGUCCUUCGACUGGUCCUGCAGCGGCAUCUGCAAGUCCGUCGACAGGAUGAGGGCCAUCCACAGCGCCUGCGGCGAGGGCGACGGCGCCGUCUCGAACAACUUCGCCGCCGCCGCCGCCGCAUGAUCGAUCGAUGUGUACUGCAAUACGUACGUACACACACGCUAGCAGCUAGCCACAAGGAAGAGCAGCUAUCUUACGGGGUUCCCCCCCUAAUUUAUCCUUGUUUUGUUUUGUGGGUCUCAUAAUUAGAAAUGGACUAAUUAUUCACUUGGUUUAUAUGAACCAUGGAGGUGUUAGAUAGUCAGACGUGGCGUCCGGUCGAUCGGUAGGCGAGAUCGAUGCUCGGCAACUGCACUGCAAGGGGUAGUUUCAGGCGGCGAUUCACUCAAUCUGUGUUCUAAAAUAGUACUCCCUUUGCCAUAAAAAAAUACAUAUGACCAUUUUAAAACGGAUUAGUAAUUCUAAUAUUCUGGAAAACUUUA